Guyanagaster necrorhizus is the source of this 1116-nucleotide messenger RNA. Its product is annotated as kinase-like protein. Lineage: Eukaryota; Fungi; Basidiomycota; Agaricomycetes; Agaricales; Physalacriaceae. Gene Ontology annotation, biological process: protein phosphorylation. The transcript has 2 exons. Gene Ontology annotation, molecular function: protein serine/threonine kinase activity; ATP binding. The coding region runs from base 1 to 1116 and encodes 371 amino acids. The record is from RefSeq and is a predicted model, not a curated record.
AUGCAUGUCAAGCGUGUUACUCUGACGUCAAAGAAAAAUUGGUGGAUGGUGGAGCUGAACAACCAGGAAGACGAUAACACAAGUCCGUCUAUCAACUCAUUCUCGUCGGAGGAGACAGUGGUCGACGGCCUUGAUUACCAGCAGCUUGAUCCAUCAGAGCCUCAUAGAGCCCCGACGCCGCCGCCUUCACCGCCCAUCUACAACCCUCCCCGCCAUCCAACGUCCAUCUUCUCGUUCCCGACGCCGACAGCAUAUUCGGCUCCACCCAACCCCACCGUCAACCUUUCGCCAGUUGCCCAGGGCUCAGCCUCAGUGCUCUUCAAGUGUGUCGUCAAGAAACCCGACGUUAUCCAGCUAGAGAUUAAUGGAGAGAUGCACUCCAACGCGUCUGACGUCACAGUACAGUUCUUGGCGGAGCUGCGUGUGUACACCACGGUAACGCGACAUCGGAAUAUAUGUGCUUUCCUGGGGGCGCUCGAGAACGUGGGCAUGGUGCUGGAGUAUAUUGAUGGGCGGACACUAUACGACGUUGUCACUGCUCGCCCAGAGCUGACGAGGGAGGCCAAGGUCGAUUACCAUGACCAGCUGCUUGACGGCUUGACACAUCUCCACUCGUUUGGUCUCAGCCACGGUGACCUCUCGCUACUUAACGUUCAAGUGACGGUUCCAGCGAACACAGUCAAGCUCCUCGAUUUCGGUCGCUCUGUGUCUGCAGACUCGAUAUACAAAUCCCCGGAUGAUGAACCUGUCGAUCCAUUUGAUCUUGUGCGCCGGCAGUCCGGUCAAACCACAAUACUUUCUUCUAGAAAUAUAGAGCAGAUACAUCCCGGUACGCGUCCGUUCUGUGCACCGGAGAUCCUUAGAGGCGAGUGUCAAGACGCACUGCUGGCCGACGCAUAUAGUUUUGGGAUCAUACUCGUAUGCUUGGACCGCUGCGAGCAUGUUGACAUCAAACCUUGGGAACAGAGAAAGGAUUUCAUUCCCAAAGACUUCUUCCAAGGCUGUGAAGUUUUCGAAGAGAGGGCGAGAGAAUAUCUUCGCAAGUGGAACGAUUCCCGGCGAAGAUUGGUGAAGACAGAUAUGUUCGAAUGCUAUCAGAAUCAACCAAGUGUUUGA